Phymastichus coffea is the source of this 2249-nucleotide messenger RNA. RefSeq names its product haloacid dehalogenase-like hydrolase domain-containing 5. The record is from RefSeq and is a predicted model, not a curated record. NCBI's taxonomy places the organism in Eukaryota, Metazoa, Arthropoda, Insecta, Hymenoptera, Eulophidae. Gene Ontology annotation, biological process: glycerophospholipid biosynthetic process. The coding region runs from base 927 to 2093 and encodes 388 amino acids. Gene Ontology annotation, cellular component: mitochondrion. The transcript is spliced from 5 exons.
GCAGCGCUUAUACGGCGCAUUUUAAAUUGAAAUUUCAUAUUAAUAUCGAUUUAAAUAUUUUCAAUUUUAGCUAAUCGAUUUUAACUAAUAUUAGAAAGAAUCAUGUAUACUAAAUAAUUAUUUAUACACAUAAUUUUGCACUUUCUCGGAUAAUUUUUUUAAUACUAUUGACGCAUACGUUUGACUGCUAGAAGUCACCAAAGUAUUGUGAAAUAGCAAAGAUUUACUAACGUAUUAUACAUGUUACUUCAAAUAUAUACUACGUGUAUGAGAAGAAUUGUUAGUAAUGAAAAAAAGAAUAAAACUAACAUCGAAAUUUCUUUCUUGAAUAAUUUUCUCAAAACUACAUUAAUCAAACUGAAACAUUUUUUUGUGUGACAGCUAAUAUUCUAUACCGUUAAUUUGAAUUAUGGAAAUAUGCCGGGUGCUGCCUCAGCUUUGAGCCAAUUCGCAUGCGUUUUCAUACUGCAUCAUUUUUUUAAUUAUAUAUAGAUAUAUAUCCUAAAUAUUCUGUUAUGUUAAAUGGUUAUUUGGUUCUUAAAUAAAUAAAUUUAAUGAAUUUUUCAUAGUUUUAUAAUAAUUCAUAAUUCAUGGAAAUAAAUCAAAAGGAACUAGGUUAUUGUCAGAGCAUAUGUUAAUAGUAACGAAACACUACAUAAGUAAAAUUUUUAACUGGAGAAUUUGUUAAUAACAAAUAAAUUUAUCUUUUCGUAUUUGAAAAAUAUUAGAAUAGAUAAUAACGAGCACAUUAAUCAUAAAAUAUGACGACAUUUCGAAUGAUGUCACGAAUGACCUUAAUUAAAAAUGUUUUUAUUAGAUGUACCGGCAUGGGGGAGUGGAUAAGUAUUAGUUUAUUUCCGCCUCUAAUUCUGGUUUUUGCUUGUUCAUCAUCCACGAUGUGAGGAUUACCAUCGCCUUGACCUUCAAUGGAGAAAUAUUCACUGCUCCGCAUACUUGAAAACAACAUAAGUGGUCAACAUAAUUUUGGUUUUCUAUUUGAUAUUGAUGGAGUACUCAUUCGCGGCAAAAAUGUUCUUCAAUCAGUACCUCAGACCUUUCAACGUUUAAUGGGACCGGAUAAGAAACUUCGCAUCCCCACAGUAUUUGUUACUAAUAGUGGUAAUACAACCAAGCAUGAAAAAGCAGCUGAUUUAUCAAGAUGGCUUGGAGUAUAUAUUGAUGAAAGUCAAGUAGUUCUAUCGUACUCACCUCUUUGUAAAUAUAGUGAAUAUUAUAGUAAGAAAAUACUUGUAUCUGGUCAAGGUGACGUUAAACAAAUCGUUUCGGAACUUGGAUUCAAUAAUAUAAUCACUAUGCAAGAACUCGUAUAUAAUUUUCCUAGUUUAGAUUAUAUCGAUAAGAAUAAACGAGAUCCUUUUAACGGUCCAAAAGAAAUCGAUUUCAAAAAAAUUGACGGUAUUAUUUUAUUAAAUGAACCAGUUAAUUGGGAAACAUCCUUGCAGCUGAUUGUUGAUUUAUUAGUGACCAAUGGAAUGCCUUCACAUGUUUUACCAGUUGUACCAUAUCCACACAUUUUUGUUAUUGCUUGUAAUAUGGAUCUUAUUUGGGUUUCUGAAGCACCCAUACCUAGAUAUGGUCAUGGUUCCUUUUUACUUUGUUUAGAAAAUCUUUAUAAAAAAAUAACCGGACAUGACUUAAUCUACACAUCAUUAAUCGGAAAGCCUAGUUUACUUACAUACCGCUAUGCAAGUGAGCAAUUGCUAAAAUAUGCACAAAGUAUUAAUGAUAACUGUAAAAUUGAUCGAAUCUAUGCCGUUGGUGAUAACGUUAACACAGAUAUUUAUGGUGCGAAUCUUUAUAAUAGAUACUUAAUGGAGCUUGAUACAUUUAGUGAAGCUGAUAACAUUCAUCAGAAAUUGCCAAUAAGAGAGAAAUCUAAUGAAUAUAGCCAUAAAAAUUGCAUUAGUGUAUUGGUUGAAACUGGAGUUCAUAAUCGAAAUUCAAUAGUUUUUCCAAAUCAUUGUCACAGGAAUUUCUUGCCAGUUGAUGAAUCAUUAAUUGUACCAACUCUAACGGUGCCUGAUGUAACAUGUGCAAUUAAUUUUAUUUUGACAAAAGAAAAUUUUGAAUAAUCUAUUAUAUUUUAGUUAUAAUCAAACCUUCGAGUUAUUAUAAUAAUUAUUAAAAUUAUAUGAACUGUUCAAAUAUGAAUUUUUAUCCAUCACCUUCGAUUGUUAUAAAAGCUAGUUACGUUUCAGAUUAACCGUAAUAUGCUAUUACAUGAGCCA